UACAACGUUUUGUAGCGAGUUGUCGGAGAGCUGGUGGCGGGAGCGGGAUGCACGGGAGGCUGCCCAGUCUGAUUGUGCCCAGGAAGGCAGAGAGUGAGGUGCUUUUGCCUCCAGUUGCUGAUGAUGAAGUGCUCCACAACAACAGCCUUAUCCAACAGCUGAUCAUGGCAGCAAAGGAUGCAGCUCUUCUUCAUGGAGUUCUCAUGAGGACGAAAGAGGAGCCAUCUAGCUCUGAGGCAACUAGCUAUGCACCAUUUAGUCUCUUCCCAUCACCCGUACCGAAGAAACUGUUCACACAGGCGUGUGAGGUUCAACAAGACUUUAAUAUGCUGGUUGACAGAAUAAGCCAGGACUCCGAAUUUCUAACCAAAGCCCUAGCAAGCACUGUCGAAGUGGAUGAUUUUACAGCUGGUCUCUUCAGCAUCUAUAAAGAAGUGCUCAAAGAAGGUAUUGCCCAGCCAAUUGUUUUAGGUAUAAACAGAUCUGACUACAUGUUUGACAGAGGACUUGAUCACAACGUUUCCUUAAAACAAAUAGAAAUUAAUACCAUUGCUGCUAGUUACGCAGGACUGGCUGAGCGAGUCCCGGAUAUACAUAGGCAUGUUCUGAACUUCUGGGGAAAAUCUGAUGAAGCAGCCAAGGUCUUGAGUAACCCUGCUGUAAAGGGCAUUGCUGAAGGAAUCGCAAAAGCAUGGCAAUUAUAUGGAUCACCAUCGGCAGUGGUUCUCUUCCUAGUGGAAAAGGUCUCCAGGAACAUCUUUGACCAACGCUGCUUGGAAAUGGAGCUGUGGAAUAAAAACAUUCGUGUCAUAAGAAGACAGACUGUGGACAUACAUGAGAGGGGGUCCCUGGAUGAUGAUAAGAAACUUUUUGUAGAUGGAUAUGAAAUUGCGGUCGCUUACUUUCGCACUGGAUAUAGUCCAGAAGAUUACCAAAAUGAAAAUUGCUGGCAAGCUCGGUUAUUGAUUGAACGUUCCAAAGCAAUUAAAUGUCCUGAUAUUGCCACCCACCUUGUGGGAACCAAGAAAGUCCAGCAGGAAUUAGCACGCAGUGGAGUAGUAGAGAAAUACCUAACCGAGUGUCCGAAAUCGGCUCAGCGGAUCCGCGCAACAUUUGUCGGCCUGUACAGCAUCGAUGAGGGUCCUGAAGGUGAUGAAGUAAUAACGAAAGCGUUGGAAGAUCCGGAAAGUUUUGUGCUGAAGCCACAGCGGGAGGGAGGAGGAAAUAACAUUUUUGGGGAAGAGCUCAGGCAGCUCCUUGGAACCUUUAAAGAUGGACCAAAGAGAUCAGCUUAUAUUCUGAUGGAUAGGAUCAAGCCUCAGACUGUGAAGAAUUAUCUGCUGCAUCCAGGAACACCUUCAAAACUGUCGGACUGCGUGGUUGAGCUGGGAGUGUUUGGGGUCUACAUCAGGAAGUGCCGGAAGCUGAUCAUGAAUGAAAGUCCUGGCCACCUCCUUCGCACAAAGAGUACAGAGUUCGCAGAUGGUGGAGUAUCUGCCGGUGUGGCCGUUCUGGAUACACCCUAUCUUAUCUGAACGACAGACUGUGUGUCAGAACAGAAUCAAAUCAUUAUUGGGGUAGAGAACUAAACUGCAUUCCAUCCCCUCUGCCUCCACCUCCCAUCAAAUCCUGCACCCCAGUCCUGCUUCCCACAAUUCACGCAGGAUGUCGUUUCCUCACAAUUGGGGGGGUGGUGGGGAGCUGUGAGCAUUAUAGCUGAGUGCACAUUUACAAGCAGGUGAUUUAUCCAUUAUCCAUCCUUUCUUCCCUAAGUUCUCAGGGGGAAACAGCUGACUCAGUAUGUGCUGAUGCUCUGUUUCUCAGAUUGUGUUCUACUGUAUCUUGACCAUUUCUCUAUGAGCACAUAAACAGACUCUUCGGUCCAACCAGUCCAUGCUGAGCGUAAUGCCAAAGUAAACCAGUCCCACCUGCCUGCUCCUGAUCCAUAUCGCUCCAUGUCUUUCCUAAUCAUGAACUUAUCCAUGUAUCUUUUGUGCCCACAUCCACCACUACUUCAGUAAGACAGCUACCGUCAACCGUAUCAAUACCCCUCAUGAUUUUUCAAACUUCUAUAAGGUCACCUCAAGCUCUUGGAUCUACACAGGACAGGAUCCCAAGUUGAUGUACUGAGUACACAGCAGCGUCACUCUGACAAAGCUCUGUUUCUCUGCUUUCUGUUGCAUGACCUAUCCGCAGACUAAAUUUAUUUUUCAGUAAAUCCCUAAUCCCCUCAGCUGGUCGUUUGCGUAAUUCUGUCCUGUACUAGUUAUUUUGAUUUAUUCUCCAGCUAUGGAGUUAUCUGGUGAUACAGUUGACAUUUUAAAACAUGGUGCUUUUAAACUGAAACAAAUUUCAAAUUGUAGUUGGAGCAAUCUCGCUCUCGCUCUCUCUCUCUCCCUCCUUCUGUAAUUUCAAGUACUUUUGAAUGGUCCCUUAACUUGCGCUGCUGUAAAGAAAGCUUUUGCAUUUUCACUAACACCUCCAGAAACUAAAGUCCUUCAUUUCUGGGACCAUUCUUAUCAUUUUCCUCUCCAUUACAAUGCACACUAUUCCUAAACAGUGGGAUUACAUUAGAGUGGUGCUGGAAAAGCCCAGCAGAUCAGGCAGCAUCUGAGAAGCAGGAAAA
This is a messenger RNA of Hemiscyllium ocellatum (epaulette shark), 2626 nucleotides long. RefSeq names its product glutathione synthetase (gene gss). The coding region runs from base 48 to 1535 and encodes 495 amino acids. NCBI's taxonomy places the organism in Eukaryota, Metazoa, Chordata, Chondrichthyes, Orectolobiformes, Hemiscylliidae. Gene Ontology annotation, molecular function: glutathione binding; glutathione synthase activity; ATP binding. The record is from RefSeq and is a predicted model, not a curated record. The transcript is spliced from 13 exons. Gene Ontology annotation, biological process: glutathione biosynthetic process. Gene Ontology annotation, cellular component: cytosol.